Molecule: messenger RNA, 1580 nt
Organism: Phragmites australis (common reed)
Lineage: Eukaryota; Viridiplantae; Streptophyta; Magnoliopsida; Poales; Poaceae
Product: damage-control phosphatase At2g17340-like
Exons: 12
Coding region: 159-1256 (365 amino acids)
Biological process (GO): coenzyme A biosynthetic process
Cellular component (GO): cytosol; nucleus
Molecular function (GO): pantothenate kinase activity; ATP binding
Source: RefSeq, a predicted model, not a curated record
CUCUGUGGCGGGCGGCGCUUCCGUUUCUCUUCCUCCGCUUUCCCAACGACCUGAGUAGAGCAAUCAUAAGAUCUGGACUGCCGCGGCGAAGAAUCCGAGCAAACCCUAACCGCGCCCCGAAGAGGAGUCGGAGGGCGAGCAGGUCACGGCUGCGGAGCAUGGAGAGCUCGUCGCCGUCGGUGCCGUUCCCGCUGCUGCAGGCGCCGGUGGAGAGCACCUACCGCGCCUGCACCAUCCCCUACCGCUUCCCCUCCGACAACCCGCGCAAGGCCACCCCCGUCGAGAUCCAGUGGAUCGACCUCUUCCUCAACUCCGUCCCCUCCUUCAAGCAGCGCGCGGAGAACGACUCCACCGUGCCCGACGCGCCGGCCAAGGCAGAGAAGUUUGCACAGAGGUACACAGCUAUGCUUGAGGAGUUGAAGAAGAAUCCAGAGAGCCAUGAGGGUCCACCAGACUGCAUACUUCUUUGUAGGCUUCGUGAGCUAGUACUUAGAGAACUGGGGUUUAGGGAUAUCUUCAAGAAGGUUAAGGAUGAGGAGAAUGCCAAGGCUAUGACACUGUUUGAGGGAGUUGUCCAGCGGAAUGAUGAAAUCAAAGAUGAUGGGAAAAGAGUUGAGAACUUGAUCCGUGGAAUCUUAGCUGGAAACAUAUUUGAUUUAGGAUCUGCACAGCUUGCAGAAGUUUUUGCUAAAGAUGGUAUGUCAUUCUUGGCAAGUUGCCAGAAUCUUUUAUCUCGACCUUGGGUUAUUGACGACCUGGAUGCAUUUAAGAGUAUAUGGACCAAGAAAUCAUGGGAAAAGGCAGUCAUUUUUGUUGAUAACUCUGGUGCUGAUGUGAUAUUGGGCAUAUUACCAUUUGCAAGGGAGUUGCUCCGACGUGGCACAAAGGUGAUACUUGCUGCCAACGACAUGCCUUCCAUCAAUGAUGUCACCUACCCAGAGCUGGUUGAGAUUAUAAACAAGCUCAAGGACUCAGAUGGAAAGCUCGCAGGUGUGGAUGCAUCCGAUCUCCUUGUUGCCAACUCUGGUAACGAUCUGCCUGUAAUUGAUUUGUCUAGUGUGUCCCCAGAACUUGCCUUUUUGGCAAAUAAUGCUGACCUGGUUGUCCUAGAAGGCAUGGGAAGAGCAAUUGAAACUAACCUAUAUGCACAAAUGAAAUGUGACUCGAUCAAGAUUGGAAUGGUUAAGCAUCCUGAAGUCGCCCAAUUUUUAGGAGGAAGACUUUAUGAUUGUGUCUUCAAGUUUAAUGAGGCCUGAACAUAUGCCUUUAUUUCACUCAAAAUCAGCUGGUGCGGUGCUGCACUGAAGUUCCCGUUAUCAUCGAUGAUUACAUUCCAAAUAAGCAAAAUAUAGCUCGUGGUAGUGUCAGGACUCAGGAAGGGUAGUGUCGGUAUUGCUCUGUACGGAUUCUGAUAACCAUUUGACAAGUAGCCAAACUGACGGUUCUGAACUUACAGGCCAUAUUCGUUUCCGCUGGAUGGUCUACAAUAUUUGGUUGCCUACCAGAGCCAUGUUAUCAUCAGGUGGAUAUUCAUUAUUGGAAACAGAUUAACCGCAAUUGAAGAUUACUUCUCCGUGCUA